Trichoderma citrinoviride is the source of this 867-nucleotide messenger RNA. RefSeq lists its product as hypothetical. NCBI's taxonomy places the organism in Eukaryota, Fungi, Ascomycota, Sordariomycetes, Hypocreales, Hypocreaceae. The transcript is spliced from 2 exons. Gene Ontology annotation, cellular component: cytoplasm. Bases 1 to 867 code for a protein of 288 amino acids. Gene Ontology annotation, molecular function: rRNA (uridine-N3-)-methyltransferase activity. The record is from RefSeq and is a predicted model, not a curated record. Gene Ontology annotation, biological process: rRNA base methylation.
AUGGCCAAAAGACGGAAGCUCGCCCACCCGCCCGCCGCGCCAAAACGACCCUCCGCACGCCCGCAGCCCAAGGACAAGAACCAGCCAAAGGGCCCCGGCGCAAAGGCAAAGAAGAAGCAGCAGCACCGGCAGCAGCAGCACGACGAGCCCGUCAUCCCCUUCAGCCGCCACGACCGCAUCCUGCUGGUCGGCGAGGGCGACCUGAGCUUUGCUGCGUCCAUCAUCGAGCACCACGGAUGCACAAACGUCACGGCCACGGUGCUGGAGAAGAACCAUGCCGAGCUCGUCGCAAAGUAUCCCGCUGUGGACGCCAACAUUGCCGACACCGAAUCUAAACCACCCACCAUCACCAACAAGCUCAUCUACAACGUCGACGCAACCAAACUACCCCCCUCCGUCGCCCGCUCCCCCCACGACCGCAUCAUCUUCAACUUCCCCCACGUCGGCGGAAAGUCCACCGACGUGAACCGCCAGGUGCGCUACAACCAGGAGCUCCUCGUCUCCUUCUUCCAGCGCUGCCUCGCCUCCCCCCGCGCGCCGCUCGCCCCCGGCGGCUCCGUCGUCGUCACCCUCUUCGAGGGCGAGCCGUACACCCUGUGGAACAUCCGCGACCUCGGCCGCCACGCGGGCCUGCAGCUCGAGCGGAGCUUCCGCUUCCAGGCGGCGGCGUACCCGGGGUACCACCACGCGCGGACGUUUGGCGUCGUGAGGAACAAGAAGGGCGAGGAGAGCGGCGGCUGGAAGGGCGAGGAUCGGCCGGCGAGGAGCUUUGUGUUUAUGAGGAAGGAGGAGGUGGAGGGGCAGGCGAGGAAGAAGCGGAAGCGAAGUGGCGACGAUGAUUCCUCGAGCGACGAAGACGACGAGUGA